AUGAAUGAUCACGAAACUGCUAGUACUAUUCAAGAUAUACAACACACGAUAAGAUUACCAGUUCAUCGGAGUCCUAAUAUACUACAUGGUGGUUAUUGUGCUCUUCCAUCUACACAUUAUGCAUCUUCAGUGAGGGAUGCUUACGGUGGAAAUGGGAGUACUAGCGGCGCUGGUGGUGGAGUUGGCGGCGGUGCUGGUAGAAAAAGUAGGAGAAAAUUAAAAAAGAAAAUGUGUUCACCUUGUCUUGGUGGAGGAAGUGAACAAGUUGAGUCUACUGCAAACCUAUAUUCAUCGACUGAUGAAUUGGGUUCAACUGAUGAUGAUGACCUGAAUAAUAAAUCGGAUAGAACAACAAGUCAGCAUUAUCGUCAGCAUCAGUUGAAUAGUGGUCGUAAACAACAUGAACAACAACAACAACAGCCAUAUGUAAUAUGCUUAGCUAUUGUUUUUGCCCUAUUGGACAUUCUUUUAUUGAUUGGAUUAACUCUACUGAUAUUCUUUUUCAAUUGUUCUGCUGAUGGCUGGUUGUACACAGAUCCUAGAAUCAGAUCGAUUUGUGUGACGUUAUGGGCAGACUGGAUACCUUUAUAUCAAAGAAAAUUUCAAUGCCCAGAUCUUCCACCUGGUUAUACAGAUAGUUUGAAUAGUGAAAGUUUCAACAGUGGUAUUGGUGUUGGUGGCAGCAGUUCAGGUGGCGUUGAUUCGAACACUGAUCUUAAACCUUUAUUGGAACGUAUUAAUAUCAUGAAUAGACAACCGGCUGCAUCCUCCUUUCCAGCGCUAACUUCACCGAAUCCAUUAUCGUUGUUGACAAGAUAUCAAAUGGAACGGAGUGCUGAGGUGAAUCGUGUUAAUCCUGACUACUGGGAUGGAGAUUUAGGCUUAAUGCUUCCACCGAAGCUAAUCAUCCCAUCAGCUGAACAACAUUUAUACGGACCAAGUGAUACUGUCCAGUUGCAUGGUCGCAAUUAUCCAACUGAUAAAGAAUUUAAUCAAAGACAUUUUCGAAAUGAUCAAUGGUUACAAUUAUCACAGUCACAAACUGAUAUUUAUCGUCAUCUGACUGUUAGUUCAAUAGUCACGGGAUCGAUAAUCAUACCUAUAAUAGUGAUUUGUUUUGCUGAAAUCAGUUUCUACUUUUUCAAUUGUUGUCAAAUCUGUCUGUCGAAAAGUACAAUGAGACCAUGGAGAGCUAUGAAAUUUUUUGGUCAACUUUAUCGUUUACUUAUGACAUACAUAUUUGGUCUUCUGGUAACAAUGCUGCUGGUUUGGUUAAUCAAAGUCUCAAUUGGACGUCUUCGUCCGGAUUUCAUUCAAAUCUGUCGUCCAUCAGCUAAUGUCUGUCCAAAAUGGUAUGGGCUAAUUCAAAAAACACGUCAAUCUGCAGAUGAACGUGGUGGUAUCGAAUCAGAUCCAAGACUAUUAGAUAUAAUUGUUGCUCAAUUGGCUAAACAAGGAAAAUAUUUAGUCACGGUGGCUACAACACCUUCACCAGAAUCGACUGAUGGCCAAAUACCUGAUGGAUUGUUAACUAAUGCUGAUUGUAUGGAGAAUAAUAUUUUAAAGCUUAAGGAGGCGAGAACAUCAUUUCCUUCACUGGGAGCAUCUGUUUCAAUGUAUGCAAUCAUUUUUGUCACAGUUUAUGUGACUGCACUGAUGAAAAAUUUCCGUGAUGCAUGUUUGUGUAUCCCAUUUCUAUCAUUGCUUGGUGUCAGUUUAGUCGCUCUCCUGCUUGGUAUCAACAGGGUAGUGUACAGAAACAACUGGUUUGAAGAUGUUUUAGCCGGUUGGAUUAUUGGCAUUUGUGUUGCUAUAUAUGUGUGUUUCAAAGCGUUGUACAAUCGAGAUAAAGUCAGUGACUUAACUAAUCAUGAUUUAUAUCGUCGUCUGCAUCGAAUUCAAAGUUUAAUUCAAACACACAAUGAUUAUAAACAAUCUGAGAUGAAAAUGAUGAAAUACUUGUGAUAGAAUUAAUUCAGAGGGGGUAAAUGUUUCACUUGCUCUCCCAAUCCCGCCUUCGACAUCACCAACAUCAUCAUCAUCAUCAUCGUCUGUGUCUAUAGUCAAUGGCAGGUAGAAUAUUCAAGAUUAAACGUUUUCUCAUGCGUCACAAAAAAGUGCAUCAGACAAAUAUCGAUGCCUGCAUCACACUGUAAGAUAACAGUGACUAAACAAUACUGUAUUCAAUGUCCUUGUAUGACAGCUGCGUCCAUCUCAGUGAUCGGAAUAAGUCUUCAACAGGAUUAAUCUGUCAUUUCAACAUUCGUAAACAAUAAAAAAUAUCCCUGGUGGGUGAGCACUGUGAAGACUCCCAAACUAGGACGAAACCGUUGUCCAAUACUUCGGUGCUGGUUUUCCAAUGGUUCUCUAACCGAAGUCAGCUCAUGAUGAAAUCCUGUAACCAAAAGAGAGAAAAAAACCAGUUCCGUGAAGGAACAAUAAUCUUGACGUACGAAUUCAUCUUCAAUGGCCUUACAGUUGUAUUUUUAUGUUUAUCAAAUCCUUAUAGCAGUCCAUUAUUCAAUGUGUUAUCA
Messenger RNA from Trichobilharzia regenti, 2534 nucleotides. Lineage: Eukaryota; Metazoa; Platyhelminthes; Trematoda; Strigeidida; Schistosomatidae. The record is from the annotation of a GenBank genome assembly.